This is a messenger RNA of Arabidopsis lyrata subsp. lyrata, 1692 nucleotides long. RefSeq names its product chaperone protein dnaJ 3. The transcript has 6 exons. The record is from RefSeq and is a predicted model, not a curated record. Gene Ontology annotation, cellular component: cytoplasm; cytosol. Gene Ontology annotation, biological process: protein refolding; response to heat. Gene Ontology annotation, molecular function: ATP binding; Hsp70 protein binding. NCBI's taxonomy places the organism in Eukaryota, Viridiplantae, Streptophyta, Magnoliopsida, Brassicales, Brassicaceae. The coding region runs from base 177 to 1442 and encodes 421 amino acids.
ACCUCAAACAAAAGCAAACGCAAUUAGCCUUCAUAAGAGAGAAGUCCUCUCACAGAAACAGCAGCCACAUCAACCAAACAAUACCUCUUCUUCUUCGUCUCCUCCAUCGAAAGAGAGUCUCUUUUCUCUCUCUUUCUCCCUUCAAUCUCUAGGGUUUUCGUUAGAACGGCGAAAAGAUGUUCGGUAGAGGACCCUCGAAGAAGAGCGACAACACUAAGUUCUACGAGAUCUUAGGUGUUCCUAAGAACGCAUCACCAGAAGAUCUCAAGAAAGCUUACAAAAAAGCUGCUAUCAAGAACCAUCCUGAUAAGGGUGGAGAUCCCGAGAAGUUCAAAGAGUUAGCUCAAGCUUAUGAAGUUCUUAGUGACCCGGAGAAGCGUGAGAUUUAUGACCAGUAUGGAGAGGAUGCACUCAAGGAAGGAAUGGGUGGUGGAGGAGGUGGACAUGAUCCAUUUGAUAUUUUCUCAUCCUUCUUUGGUAGAAGCCCCUUUGGAGAUGGUGGUAGCAGCCGGGGAAGGAGGCAGAGGCGUGGUGAGGAUGUUGUUCAUCCUUUGAAGGUUUCUCUUGAGGAUGUUUACCUUGGAACAAUGAAGAAGCUCUCACUUUCUAGGAAUGCUCUCUGCUCAAAGUGUAACGGAAAGGGGUCAAAAUCUGGAGCCUCCAUGAAAUGUGGUGGAUGUCAAGGUUCUGGUAUGAAGGUGUCAAUUAGGCAGCUCGGACCUGGAAUGAUCCAGCAGAUGCAGCAUGCAUGUAAUGAAUGCAAAGGAACAGGUGAGACAAUCAAUGAUCGCGACAGAUGUCCGCAAUGCAAAGGAGACAAGGUGAUUCCUGAGAAGAAGGUGCUUGAAGUGAAUGUUGAGAAGGGAAUGCAACACAGUCAGAAGAUCACAUUCGAAGGACAAGCAGAUGAAGCGCCCGACACUGUCACUGGAGAUAUAGUGUUUGUCCUUCAGCAGAAAGAGCAUCCGAAGUUCAAGAGAAAGGGAGAAGACCUCUUUGUGGAGCACACACUUUCUCUAACAGAAGCUUUAUGUGGCUUCCAAUUUGUUCUGACUCACUUGGAUGGCAGAAAUCUUCUCAUUAAAUCUAAUCCUGGGGAGGUCGUGAAACCUGAUUCAUACAAGGCAAUUAGCGAUGAAGGAAUGCCGAUAUACCAGAGGCCAUUCAUGAAGGGUAAGCUCUACAUCCACUUCACAGUGGAGUUCCCAGACUCGCUGAGCCCUGAUCAAACCAAAGCACUGGAAGCUGUGCUGCCUAAACCCUCAACAACUCAAUUGAGUGACAUGGAGAUAGAUGAAUGCGAGGAGACCACGCUCCACGAUGUCAACAUUGAGGAUGAAAUGAAGAGGAAGGCACAAGCUCAAAGAGAGGCUUAUGACGAUGACGAUGAAGAUGAUGACCAUCCGGGUGGUGCUCAAAGGGUGCAAUGUGCUCAGCAGUAAGUAACUCCUUAGAGAGAGACUAUUACCCACAUGGGUUUGGCUCCAACCAUUUGUCUCUUGCUUUUUCAUUCUAAGUGUAUUGGAGUCUUAUGGGAGUUUGGUACGGUUUAAGAAUUUGCCCACUUCGGUGGAACAUCAACUUGUUUAUCUUUUUUCUCUGACUCUUAAAAUUAAGGCCUUAUUACACAAUUUUGUGUUUUGAUAAUAUGUAGUAAUUUAAUGUUUAAGAAUACAUACUGUGUUUUUUUCU